AAACACAACAAAAUAUCUCGAUUAUCGUUGUCCAAGAUGCUUCAACGGACCAGAAGACAUUACACAUCUGCUAAUCUGUAUUCGGAAUAACCUACGUCUAACAACUCUAAUUACUCAAGUAGUACAAGAAACCUUCCGGAAAUUAGAGAUACCUCAUCUUGGUUUGGAUACCUUUAUUAAAAGUUUCAUCAACCUCCAUAUUAACAAAAAAAUGCCCCUUGGGAUAAUCACCGAUGAAACACUAGCACCCUUUGAGAAGAACAAGG
This is a messenger RNA of Ambispora leptoticha, 266 nucleotides long. The record is from the annotation of a GenBank genome assembly. NCBI's taxonomy places the organism in Eukaryota, Fungi, Glomeromycota, Glomeromycetes, Archaeosporales, Ambisporaceae.